AAGGCAACCAGCGUGCGAUGUCCACGGUGCUUAACACUGACAAUUGUGCACUCAGUAAAUUUCAUCAGUCUACUAAAAGGUUAACAGAUCGAGCGGUGGAGAGGGUUCAGCGUUUGCGAGCUGAGACAAUGGAAAGAGCAAAAGAAGGAAGAGCCCGUACGGUAGAAGAUAAGCGACAUGCAAGCAUGUUGGCGAUUGAGGGGAACAGUGUGGGGGAAACCUUCGAAGAACUGAAAGAGGUUGGAGAGAAGAAUGAACAGUUAAAGGAGAAGAAAGAAGAAAAUAUAGAAGAGAAGGAAAAAGAUGAUAAGGUUAAUGAAGGACAAGAAUGUGAUGCGGGUAAGAAAAAGAAUGAGAAGAUGAGGAAGAGGGGGGCGACGAGGAGUAGAAAGAGGAUAAAGUCUGAGAAUAUGAGGAGUUUGAAUCCAUCAACGUCGAUUGGGGUGAUUACUAUGUCCUUCCCCAAACGAUCAUCAGACAGUUUCUAGAAAAAGAUCUUCCUAGGCUCACAAACAAACGGACAAGACAGUUUACUGCUGUGAGAUGGUUGAAAAGGUGAAAUGGAGCCAUUACUGUUGUGCGUACAUUAGAACUAUGCUUGCGUUUUUUAGGUUUAUUUUAUCUUUCUUUUUUUUUUUGAAUAUGUCCAUUGUAUAUGCAUGAAUCUAUCCAGCUUUAAAAAAAACAUGAUAUUGGAAAAAUAGCAGCGAUAACUUGGGAUAAGCCAGUAAAUCUGCCCCCACCUCCCACGAACGCACAGACAAACGGACACACACAUAUAACAUACUCACACGUUGAGCCACGUAAUUAAUAAGUAGCACUUACAAAAACAUUUUUAGAUUAUGUCGUCAUGAAAUUUGUAUACAAGUUACGAAUUAAAUGCAUGUAGGGAUAGUGAAAUUAGCAUUAGGAUGCAAACUGUUUUUCUGUUGCCUCAGGGCUAAUUAGUUACAGCAUGUUGUAUACUUUGUAUACACUUUUAAUGAUUUUUAAUUGAUUGUACAAUUUGUAUUAAU
Messenger RNA from Physella acuta, 1016 nucleotides. RefSeq lists its product as uncharacterized. The record is from RefSeq and is a predicted model, not a curated record. NCBI's taxonomy places the organism in Eukaryota, Metazoa, Mollusca, Gastropoda, Physidae.